Molecule: messenger RNA, 5072 nt
Organism: Capra hircus (goat)
Lineage: Eukaryota; Metazoa; Chordata; Mammalia; Artiodactyla; Bovidae
Gene: SLC16A12
Product: solute carrier family 16 member 12
Exons: 10
Coding region: 1064-2497 (477 amino acids)
Biological process (GO): transmembrane transport; monocarboxylic acid transport
Molecular function (GO): monocarboxylic acid transmembrane transporter activity
Source: RefSeq, a predicted model, not a curated record
GACCCUGCAGGGGAAAGUUCUUUUUGAGAACACCGAGCCCCUCUGCCUGCCUGUUAGGUCAGGGGCAACGCACCGCCGUUCCCGGGGAGGGUCGGGCAGUCCGCAGCGAGGUGGCUCGGGUCACAGCGGGCAGGUCCAUUACAUAACCGCGAGGCGGCCCCUCACCCCUCGCCAAGCCGCGGCCCGUAGAGCGGAUCCCGGGAUAAAUCCUAUUCACCCGCCGGCCAGAGUCCACGGCGGAGCUGGGGGCGUUGAACUCCCCGGUGCCUUUCGGAGGCUGAGCGCGGGGAUUUUCCCUGCCACGCUCUCCGCCUCCCGCGCUGCCCGUGGGGCCCCAGCCCCAGCCCCGCCGGCGCCUCCGCCCCGUCCGCUCCCCGCCCCUCGGGAGCGCGGACCACGGCGCCUGGGGCCCGGGAAGGGGCCACCGCACGGUGGGUGCACCCCGGGGGCAUGUCCGCGCGCCACCGCCCGGGCUGCAGCGGUCCACGCGAGACAAAGUGUGAGGGCAGGAGCUGAGUCGUGUCACAGCCGUCACACAACUUCAGAUGUCUGAAGUACCGCUCAGGUGUCUGAGUCAUGGCAUCUCACCGUGAAUAGAGCCCUCUGGAGCUGGGUUUCAGCUGUCCCUGCCUAACUGGUUGCAGCAACUGUCAUGGUACCUGCCCUUUGAGAGCAGAGCCCCUGACCGUGAGAGGCGGGGAGGACGUUUGCUCAUCUCUGCUUGUUCAGUGCCUGCAUGUACCAGCGCUGCUGUCGCACGAAAGAAAUGAAGAUGCGCUAGCCCUAGUCACGUCUUCCAGCGACCCUGGGCAAGUCUCCUGAAGAUCAGAAGAUUCUAGUCUCGGUUUCGAAGCCUCAAAUUGAAUUUGCGGGGACUCUGGAGCCAGCACUCCAGGCAGGAUUUAAACACCUGUGUGACCUGUGAUGGCCAAUAACCCAUGUGCCAGGUAGCACUCUAUGCCAAUCUUGAAUGCCAACCGGAAGUCACUGGACGGCAAACCCUUCCAAGAUCAUAACUGGGCUGUUGGAGUAACUUGGGAAAGAAGAAAAAGGAAUUGAAAGUAUGGCAAAAGUAAAUAGAGCUCGGUCUACCUCCCCUCCUGAUGGAGGCUGGGGCUGGAUGAUCGUGGCUGGCUGUUUCCUUGUUACCAUCUGCACCCGGGCAGUAACCAGAUGUAUUUCAAUUUUUUUUGUGGAGUUCCAGACAUACUUCUCUCAGGAUUAUGCACAGACAGCCUGGAUCCAUUCCAUUGUAGACUGCGUGACCAUGCUCUGUGCUCCACUUGGGAGUGUUGUCAGUAACCAUUUCUCCUGUCAAGUGGGAAUCAUGCUGGGUGGCUUGCUUGCAUCUACUGGUCUCAUCCUGGGCUCAUUUGCCACCAGUCUGAAGCAUCUCUACCUCACUCUUGGAGUUCUUACAGGUCUUGGAUUUGCACUUUGUUACUCUCCAGCUAUUGCCAUGGUUGGCAAGUAUUUCAGCAGACGGAAAGCCCUUGCUUAUGGGAUCUCCCUGUCAGGAAGUGGCAUUGGCAUCUUCAUCCUGGCUCCUGUGGUUCAGCUCCUUAUUGAACAGUUUUCCUGGAGAGGAGCAUUACUCAUCCUUGGGGGCUUCGUUUUGAAUCUCUGUGUCUGCGGUGCCUUGAUGCGGCCGAUCACCCUUAAAGAGGACCAGACCACUCCAGAGCAGAACCAUGUCUGCAGAACUCGGACACAAGACUUGAAGCGGGCAUCUUCCUGUUCGACUUGGACUAAAGAAUGGGUGCAGACCUGCCUCUGUAGCUCUUUGCAGCAGGAAUACAGUUUUCUACUGAUGUCAGACUUUGUCGUGUUGGCCAUCUCUGUCCUGUUUAUGGCUUAUGGCUGUAGCCCUCUGUUUGUGUACUUCGUGCCUUAUGCAUUGAGUGUCGGAGUGACUCAUCAGCAAGCUGCUUUUCUUAUGUCUAUUCUUGGGGUGAUUGACAUUAUUGGCAAUAUCACGUUUGGAUGGCUAACUGACAGAAGGUGUCUGAAGAACUACCAGUAUGUUUGCUACCUCUUUGCCAUCGGACUGGAUGGGCUCUGCUAUCUCUGCCUCCCAAUGCUUCAAAGCCUUCCCCUGCUCGUGCCUUUCGCUUGUACUUUUGGCUACUUCGAUGGUGCCUAUGUGACUUUGAUCCCAGUAGUGACCGCAGAAAUUGUGGGGACCACCUCUCUGUCAUCAGCACUCGGCGUGGUGUACUUCUUGCACGCGGUGCCGUACUUGGUGAGCCCACCCAUCGCAGGAUGGCUUGUAGAUACGACCGGCAGCUACACUGCAGCGUUCCUUCUCUGUGGAUUCUCAAUGAUAUUUAGCUCUUUGCUGCUUGGCUUUGCUAGAGUUGUAAAGAAGAUGAAAAAAACCCAGCUGCGGCUCCUUGCCAAAGAAUCAGAUCCCAAGAUGCAGCUAUGGACCAAUGGCUCGGUGGCUUAUUCUGUAGCAAGAGAAUUAGAUCAGAAAGAUGGGGAAUCUGCGCUCUAGCAAUGCUUGGUUCCAGCCCCACAUGACCAAUGGCUUUGAGCCUAGGAAUUUUCAGGGCUGAGAGAGGUGGGACACCGGAUUGUAUAUGUUUCUGAAGGAUUUUAUUUUGGCAGAAGCGUUGCCUUCCAAGGAAAUUUAUUGUUUUAUUAAUAUGUUUGUAGGGGGUUGGGAAAUAGCAAAUAACAAAGCAAACUGGACCGGCUGAGAGUUUCCCCAUUUGGGAUUCACAAUUGAAUUCAAAGAGCAUCACACCGUGGAGAAUGUUAGGACACAACUGAUAUAAUUUCCUGUAAACAGGGGUAAUUUCAACAAAUGACUAAAGCAGAUAACAGUGGAACAGCUUUGUUUCAAACUGUCUGUCUCUCCACCUUCCUUCUUCAGUUAGAAGGUAAGCCAGAAGCAUUGACAUGUAGGUUUCUUUAUGCUGUUUGGAAAAGGGGGUAUCACAUUUUAAUCACUGCCUUUUGAAGAAUCUAUUCUUUAAGCACUCUGUUUCACAUCCUAAUGAGAAGCUCCACUAGGAAGAAGGUUUAGCAUCCUCACCUUCCACCACCACUGAAAGCUCAUUUCCUCCGGCCAGGUGCUCGCCUCUGUUGCUAUCACAUAUGAUACUUUAAAUUGAUAGAACACGCAAAGUCACGUGGGUGAUUCCUAAAUCUUACCAGAAAUGUUAACACUAACAUUUCCCUUUUUUUCUUCAGAAAUAGAGCACUUAUUUUAACUGUAGACUUCCCUGUUAGGAAUGGGAAAAUGUUGGCAGCAUUCCAGCUGGGCAGGAAUUGAAUUCUUGAAUCAGCAGGUCCCUGGUGAGAGUUUUCUUUUCAGAUCAGACAUUUAACUUCAGCAUUACCCAAAACAAGGUGAGAGUGUUGCCUGAAAAAUAUUAUUCUAGAGAUGUUCUGAAAGUGAGGUUCCUUUUUCCCUGUGUCAGUUAUUGUUCCAGCGUCCACUGCUCUUCAUCUCUUUAUAGAUAAUCAUUAGGAACUUGGUGGACCUUUUCUGCUGAAUGAGAAGGCUUUGGGAGUUAACCUCAGCACUGUGGCCUUCUCACAAAUUAUAGCUUUGGCCAGGAGAGAGGAAGGACAAAGUUAAGAAGGCUAGUGGUGUGUUGUUUUAUAGUUCAUAGAACUCUUUCACACACCUUAAAUCACUGGAUUAGAAUAGUUCUCUCAUUUCCAAGUACCCUAUCUCCCUAUGGUUCGGGUCUUCAGAUUGAUGAGGGGAGGGCAUGGGGAGAUAAGAAAGAGGUCAGACCCCCAGCCUGUCCCUAACCAUUUUAAGUCCUCUGAACUACAAUCCUGAAUCCCAAAUCAUGCUGCACUUAUAAAAUAGGGGCAAGUUAUACAUUUGAAAGGAGAUUUUAAUUAAUUAAAACUUUUAAAUCUGGGAACUUCCCUGGAGGUGCAGUGGUUAAGACUCCACGCUUCCAAUUCAGGGGCCUCAGUUUUGAUCCCUGGUUGGGGAGCUCAGAUCCCUCGUGCUGAGCCCCAUGGCCAAAAAACAAAAAACAUUAAGUCUGAACCUCAAGGAAAUAUUUUGACCCUGAAGGUUAUUCAAUCCACUGUCCCCAGAGAGGUCUCACAAAUGCCUGGACACAGGUACUGAAAGAAAAAACACAGCCAUGAGGGGCACCCAGGUUGACCAAGUAUAUUCAGCAUGAGUCUUUGCCUAUAACUGGAUUAUUUUAAAUAUUACAUAUUAAUACAGUGCUUUCAGAAUGAAAUGCUGACUUGAUUUGAUGGCAGAAAGCUAGUAUCUCAUAGAUGUUUUCCAAAGAGAAAUUGGAAUGUUUCCUGUUAUUUUUAUACUUAGUUUGAAGAUUUAGUUGUGAAACCACUUUCCUUGUCGUUUGCCAUUUCAAAGCAAUGUUUGGAAACUAUCUGUAAACAGUCAAAGUUAAAAUGAAGUUGUAUGUGUUUGGAAUAACACUUUAUACUGAAUGUCAUUUCUUAAAUCUUCAAACCUAAAGAUUGUUUGAAAUAUAAAGAGUUAUAAGUAUUCUUAUACGUGUUUUUUCCUAUGAUGGUCACAGUAAAAUUAUGUUUAUCUUGUUCAGCAAUGUAAUUUCUCUAAAAGUAUUAUAAAUAAUCAUGAAAAAUGAGCAUAGAGAUCAGAGCUUUUAAAAAUUUGUGUAAAAUAUUUGGGAUAUUCUGACUUUAUACAUGCAUACAUUUGUAUUUUAUUUUUCUUUUUGGAGCAGCAUUUUUAGAAAACCAGUAAAGAAAAUGUAGACUUUAGAGGUUACCAUUGUCAUCUAUACAAGAUUUUACUGUUACGUUCCAUGUGCCUAUACUGUUUAUUUUAAAAUGGAGGGAUUCAUGAAAAUAAUGUGUAUGCUUUGUGGAAUCAAGAACAAAAUUGUGGUGGGAUGAUUUUAUAUCUUAAAUAUUUCUUUAUAUCACUGCAAGUUCUACUUUGAAAUUGAGUAAAAAAAAAAGGCAAAAGAAAUAUGUAACUUCUGUAGAUACACUGUACCAGUUGACUUUUUUUUUCAGAUUGUGACUUCACUAAUAGAUCAGAUAUUUAUGAUAAUAUUUUCUUAUUUCAAAAGCAUAAUAAAAUGAGUUUAUAGUCA